This is a messenger RNA of Drosophila navojoa, 1038 nucleotides long. RefSeq lists its product as uncharacterized. The record is from RefSeq and is a predicted model, not a curated record. Lineage: Eukaryota; Metazoa; Arthropoda; Insecta; Diptera; Drosophilidae.
GGCAGCGACAGCAGCGAUACACAAAACCAAUUUGCAAUUGGCACUGGCUAAAAUCUCACUCGAUUUCUCUUUGCUUUGCAUUCGCACACAGAUAUUGCUGUAUCCGGAGGAAGGCUGGGCGCGCACCGCCUCAUCCAGCUAUUGGACCAUCACGCCCUGCUGGUGGCAGCCGAACCGUUGUCGCAUUGUCGAGUGCGCUGGCACGCAGCGGCAGGCCACCAAGGCCAGGAUGCUGCCCAUGGACCAGCAGGGCUCUCUGCUGAUUGCCGGAUACUUUCGCAGGCCGUCAAUAACAGCGACAGGCGGUGCUGCAACAGCCGCAACAAUGGCAGCAACAGCAACGCCACCAACACUGGGUGGAGGGACAACAGCAGCAGCGACAGCAGCAGGACCAGCUGCAGGAGCCAUAUUUCGAGGUGGAAGAGGGGCCGCAGCUACUGCUAGUCCAAAUAGAAACUCGCAGUCAAAGUCGAAGUCACAGCUGGCAUACAAUGAUGAGUUCAAGCUGUAUCUGACAUCGAACAUAUCGAUGGAGGAUUACAACAUGGGCUACUGUCUAACUGGAUUUGUCGAGCGUCGCUGCCAGCUGACAAACACCUUUCAAAUGACGCACUUUGCUGUUAUCAAGCGGCAAUGGCCGCCACCGCCGUCCAAGCUCACCAACUCAUAGGCAUCCAGGCAUCCAGACGCCCUGUGAUUCCUCUAGCCACGCCCAUUUAGUACGUCCCAACAUUGUAAGCUGAGUAUUUACUGUGCAUACUCUCUAUUCUCUAACCUAAACAUUAAGUAGUGAAAUUUCGCAAUGCUGUGGCCAACGUGAUAGAAGAAAAAUGAAAUACGAAAAGUGCAGCAUACUUUUCAGAACUUGUAGGAACUGCAAACGCUGGGCACUUUGUCGCCACAUUUUUUAUUUUUGCUAUACCAAUUUCUAUGUGUGUACUAGUGCGUAAUUUGUAAUUUUAACUAAAUGAUCUAAACGUGCUUAAUUCGUGUGCUUUCGAUGUUGUGCAAACAACGAACAAAAACCAAAACCAAAAC